This is a messenger RNA of Xenopus tropicalis (tropical clawed frog), 3248 nucleotides long. It is a transcript of the gene bbs1, whose product is annotated as Bardet-Biedl syndrome 1. NCBI's taxonomy places the organism in Eukaryota, Metazoa, Chordata, Amphibia, Anura, Pipidae. Bases 280 to 2046 code for a protein of 588 amino acids. The transcript is spliced from 17 exons. The record is from RefSeq and is a predicted model, not a curated record. Gene Ontology annotation, cellular component: BBSome; centrosome; centriolar satellite. Gene Ontology annotation, biological process: retina homeostasis; intracellular protein localization; non-motile cilium assembly. Gene Ontology annotation, molecular function: signaling receptor binding.
GAUAAUCCAAUUAAAUGUGGGCAGAGGAAGGCAUGGCGGCAGUACAGCCGUUACUAUGGUAACGAAGCAGCGGCCUAUAACAAACUGGUUCUAAUAGAACUAAUACCUGAGGGGCAUUUUGCUAGGUAUCUAGCAUUGUACAUGUGAGACAUCUUGCGAGAGCUAAAUACCAAAGUAUCAGAAACCGCGUUGGGAUGGGCUUAGGCAAGGGGGAGUGAGGGGGAAAGCGAGGAGAUUUAUUAAAAGCGGAAUCGGCCAAUACGAAUACCGGAGCUCGUCAUGUCUUCAUCAUCUGACAGCAGCAGCCGGGAGGGUGAAUCUCGCUCAAAGUGGUUGGAUGCUCACUAUGACCCUGUUGCUGGACUUAAUACCCUUUCCUCCUGCAUUGCUCUUGCAGACUUGCAUGGAGAUGGAGACUUUAAAAUGGUUGUGGGUGACAUGGGACAUGGUCCAUAUAACAUGAAGCUAAAGGUGUAUAAAGGGACAGCACGAAUGUCUGAAAAUGCUCUGCUUGACUUGCCCACUGGUGUGGCUGCCUUCCUAAUGGACCAAAACGAGCCACGCACCCCAGCCAUUGCUGUAGCCUCUGGACCAUUCAUCUAUGUAUACAAGAAUCUGAGGCCUUACUUUAAAUUCACUCUUCCAGCCAUGGAAGUCAAUGCUCUUGAGAAGGAAGUGUGGGAUCAAGCGAAAGAGGACAAAAUAGACCCAGUGACUUUAAAAGAGAUGUUGGAGAGCAUCAGAGACAAGGCAGAGAUUCCUCUAUCUGUUCGAUCAUUGCGAUUCUUGAUGUUGGAACUGCAGGAGAUGGAGGCAUUUGUGAACACUUAUAAACAACAACCUCUAAAGCGUCAGACUGUGAUCACCUGUAUGGGCACUCUGAAGAAGAAUAUGGCAGAUGAGGAUGCUGUGUGCUGCCUAGUGAUUGGUACAGAAAGUGGAGAGCUGUUCAUUCUGGAUCCAGAGGCAUUUACUAUUUUGACACGGGUCAGCCUUUCCAGUGUGCCAACACUUCUUGAUGUAACCGGACAAUAUGAUAUUGAGUAUCGCAUUACAGUUGCCUGUCGGAAUGGCAAUGUGUAUAUUCUUCGAAGAGAUUCCAAGAGGCCGAAAUACUGUAUUGAGCUUAGUGCACAAGUGGUAGGGCUGGUACGUGUGCAGAAGAACAUCAUGAUUGGAACUUCCCAUGAGACAUUACAUGGGUACUCCCAAAAGGGUAAGCGCCUGUGGACAGUAACACUACCUGCAUCUAUCAUGACAAUGUCUUUGCUGGAGCAGAAAUCACGCGGUAUCCAGGCUGUGCUGGUCGGACUGAAGAACAUGGAAGUUCAUUUAUACAGAGACAAGAACCUUUUAAGUGUUAUAAACACACCAGACAUUGUGACUGGUCUUUGUUUUGGGCGCUAUGGAAGGGAGGAUGAUACUUUAAUUAUGACCACACAAGGAGGAGGUCUACUCAUUAAGAUCCUGAAGAGGACUGCACAGUUUGAAGACAAAGAUACAGCUCCUGGCCCUCCCACAGGGCAAAGCAUUAAACUCAAUGUCCCCAAGAAAACUAAACUGUAUGUUGACCAGACACUGAGAGAGAGGGAGAAUGCUGUGGCAAUGCACCGGGUAUUUCAGAUGGAUCUGUACCGCCUGAGGCUGAGUGCUGCCAGGGCAUAUGUAAAAGCAUUGGAUGCCAGCCUGGCUCCAGUUUCUUCAACAAUGCAAGAGCCACUGACUCUGAAUGCUGCUGUGCAGGGCAUUGGUCCUCAGUUCAAGCUGAUUCUGAACUUACAAAACACAUCAGUGAACCGUCCUUCAAUGCAGCUACUUAUCAGCUUCUUAUACGAUGAAAAGCUUUACAAGAUCAAGCCAGCAUUUUUUAAGGUUCCUCUGCUGGUUCCAGGAUUGAAUUAUCCAAUUGAAACAUUUGUUGAAUGCUGCAGCGAUAAAGGGAUCUCAGAUAUCAUUAAGGUUUUUGUACUGAGGGAAGGAAAGAGCACACCACUUCUGACUGCUCAUAUCAACAUGCCUGUUAGUGAGGGGCUCGCUGCUGCUUGACCAACAUCCACACAAAAUACAUUCAUUCCAAAAUAUGAAUAGUUAUGUAGGAUAGACAGAAAGCUACAGAAAACCUGUAUGAUCGCCAGGGCUAUAUCCUAGGUUUGAACAGAAAAUAAUUUGCAAUGUAAGUUGACAUGACAUCAUGAAGCCAUUCAAACGGAUGAUUAUACCAAUUCCCAGAUAUAUAUGGGAAUACUUUCUUAAAGACUAGUUACUGAAGUGACCAUGCUAGGCAGUUACUGGCCUGUAUAAAAGUGGAUGAAUAAAGCAGGAAGAAGUGAUGUCAGGUUAAGAUUAUUUCAUGAAUGAAGACAGUAACGUUUUGGGGAAAACCUUGUCCCAUUGUCUUGGCAUUACGCAUUACUGGGUUGUGUCAAUGUAGCUACUUAAAGUCCUCUUGCCACAGUGUUUGAGCUCCCAUCCCAUACAGGUGCAUCUACUGUUUUCUGAACUUGGAUGUAAAUGUAAGGGGAGCCUGAAAGCAGGAGUCCCCCUAACUGACCUUUAAGGUGGGCUUCCAGAGGUAUCAAGGCAAAUCAACAUCUUAAAUCCCACCCUUGCUGGGCAUUAUGUCUCUCCACCUCUCCAGAACUAGGGGUAAACAGACGAGGCACAUUUUGGCCCAUCUCCCUGUCACAGCGCAUGAAUUGCGCACGUGCUGGCUUGCAUGGUAUUGGGACAGAUGCCUGCCUUGACCACCCUCUACCAAAGUGUAAGCACUGACUACCCCCCUACUCAUCCUCCAUUCUCUUGCACCAGAUUGGUGCAUAUACUGAUUGUGUAGGAGAGGGGCUCCCCACUUAAAUCUGCCACUGGAUUUCGCUGUAAGCGGUAAGUGUCUAGUGAUGGGCUUGGGGUUACAAGGGAACCACUACCCUAGAGGCAAAUGCUAACUUUGCCGUGUCACUUCUCUCUACUCUAAACAACUGUUUGUAAUAUCCAUGAAUUACUUUGGCAGAACCACAGCAUUUCUACUACAUCAAGGCCUACCACUCAAGCAAUGAUUUAACUGCCAUGAUUUUAACAAUUGGAAACCACAGGGCAUCAGCACUUGUAAUAAAGAUUCAUGGUUAUUUUGUUAUAGAUUUAUGUGUUAAAUAUUUAUUUUAGAAUAUUAUCUUUAUGUGUGUUGCUGCUCAAGAUUAUACACAAUAUGUUCAAAUUAAACAAGAUUUUUAAUAAAUGUAGAUUUCAAACAA